ACGACGAUGAUGAUGUGUGUAGUAUAUAAGGCGGGCGACACUCUUCGAUGUUCAUCAGUUUGCUUUGUCAAUUGUAACCGCUCGUAACCAUGAAAUUUAUCGUCUGUUUGGCUGUUCUUGCCGUUGCUGGCACCAUCAGUGCUACCCCACUUUUGGGUGGCUUGAACUUGGGCAAAACACUCGGAGGUGUUGUAGGAUCAGUUAACAAUGUCGUCACCUCAGUUACCGAUAUUGUCAACAAUUUGUCAUGCACUCUUAAUGGAAUCGUUGCCAGCGUACAAGGAGUACUCGCCCAACUUAACGGUGUCGUUGAAAACGUUCUUGCCGUUGUCCAACAAUUGCUUGCUGCUAUCACCGCCGCUUUGGACCAAAUCGUUGCCCAAAUCCAAGGACUCACUCCACUCUGUGGUUGCGGUGGACUUACCGACGUUGUUGGUGGUCUCGUUGGCAAUGUUGGAACCACUCUUAACGAUGUUGUUGCCGCUGUUGGAGGAAUCCUUGACAACGUCAAUGGUGCUGUCGAUGACCUCGUUGCCCAACUCGAUGGUCUCCUCAACAACCUCCUUUGUGCCGUACAAGACCUUCUUGCCACAGUUGUAGCCGCCGUUGCCGAACUCCUCAGCCAAGUCAGCGCUGCCGUUGACCAAGCACUCGCUGAACUCCAAUUGGCCCUCCGAUCGGUCAUCCAAAUCGUUGACGAAACUUUGGCUGCUUUAUUGGCCCAGCUCCAAAACAGCGCACUCGGCUGUGCCUUGGGCGGACUUUUCGAUCAACUUUCCGGUGUUGUUAGCGAUCUUCUCGCUGAAGUCAACUGCCUUGCUGAUAACAUCAUCGAUAGCGUACAAGACGCUCUUGUCAGCCUUCAAGCUACUUUGAACGAAGUUCUUGCCACCCUUCAAGGUUCAUUGGGCAGUCUUGGACUCGAAUGCUCAUGCUAAUUCGAACAGCUACCGUAAAUUCACACGUAUGUCGACCACCGGCCACACUUAACUGAAAUUCGAGCUUAGUUUUUAGGAAAAAAAUGAAUAAAUAAAUCGCAAGAAAUAGAAUGAUGAUCAUUUAA
Messenger RNA from Bradysia coprophila, 1063 nucleotides. RefSeq lists its product as uncharacterized. NCBI's taxonomy places the organism in Eukaryota, Metazoa, Arthropoda, Insecta, Diptera, Sciaridae. The record is from RefSeq and is a predicted model, not a curated record.